Molecule: messenger RNA, 1266 nt
Organism: Myripristis murdjan (pinecone soldierfish)
Lineage: Eukaryota; Metazoa; Chordata; Actinopteri; Holocentriformes; Holocentridae
Gene: tspan10
Product: tetraspanin 10
Exons: 3
Coding region: 86-1108 (340 amino acids)
Cellular component (GO): plasma membrane
Source: RefSeq, a predicted model, not a curated record
UUGAUGCUCUCUAUGUUCCAUUUUAGUUUGUCUCACUCUGGUCAACUAAGAGGACAGGGAGAAUUGUCUCCCAGUGGUUGAGAGAAUGAGGAAAUAUUUGGGCAUGAGGGGGUUUGCUUUGCCCUGGUCAAGGCAGGACCAAACACAGAGUGAAACCAGCCCACUCAUACCGAAGGCAGCCUCUGCAAAAGAGGGUGCUGAGGAGACCCUCCAUGUAGUGACUAAUGAUGACACUGACCUCCAGCAAGCACAAACAAAUAAUGGACGGGACCAGAACCACCACGGUGCCAAAAGGCCUCAACCCCAGUACACAUACUCUCUCACGGACUCCUUCCUAAAAUAUGUCCUGUUCAUGAGCAAUCUGCUGUUCACCGUGCUGGGCCUGGUGGUCCUGGGCGUGGGGAUGUGGGGCCUCAUCAACAAAGAGUCCUUUGCCCAGGAGAAGAUUGGCAGCCUCGGUACCGACCCUAUGCUCGUAUUUGUGAUGCUGGGCCUCGUGCUGACUGUGCUCUGCCUGUCUGGCUGUGUGGGUGCCUUGAGGGAGAACUGCUGUUUACUGAGGCUGUUCUCUGCAGCAGUGCUGGUGCUGAUCACUGCCCAGGUGCUGGCUGCCAUUUUGGCAUAUAGUCUACAGGGUCAGAUAGGAAGCUACCUGCGAUCGGGGAUGUUAGCAGCCAUGGUGCGCUACCAGGAUGACCUGGAUCUGAGGUUCAUCACAGAUGAGAUCCAGUCAAGCCUACAGUGCUGUGGGGCUGAUAACUACCGGGACUGGGAGAUCAACAUAUAUUACAACUGCUCAGCUCCAGGAGUGCUGGCCUGCGGCGUCCCUGCCACGUGCUGUGUGGACCCUCUGGAGAACGGCACCGUGUGGAACUCGCAGUGCGGUGUGGGGGCCCAACAGCUGGACGAGUUUUCUGCUCAGAGUGUGAUCUUCCUGGGUGGCUGUCUGGGAGGAAUCUCCCGCUGGAUAGAGCAGCACUCGGGCCUGAUAGGGACAACUGUCAUCAUCAUCCUGGCGGUCCAGAUUCUGACUCUGUUUAUCACUACACGCCUGCUUGAUAGCAUCCAGUGGCAUAAAGCUAAUAGCAUAUAUUCUAACAGUGGAUGAUACAUAUCGCUGUAUACUGACUGAAACAGUUGCUCAUACCUACUUGCUCAAUGAGUCCUGUAUUGUUUGUCACGUGGUGCACACACUACUGUAAUAGCUCCUAGACCACCUGAAAAAACUUGACUGAGCUAUAUCCCAAAGACCUGGGUGACUGAGGU